Messenger RNA from Zingiber officinale, 2849 nucleotides. Its product is annotated as bifunctional levopimaradiene synthase, chloroplastic-like. Lineage: Eukaryota; Viridiplantae; Streptophyta; Magnoliopsida; Zingiberales; Zingiberaceae. Gene Ontology annotation, molecular function: magnesium ion binding; terpene synthase activity. Bases 138 to 2669 code for a protein of 843 amino acids. Gene Ontology annotation, biological process: gibberellin biosynthetic process. The record is from RefSeq and is a predicted model, not a curated record. Gene Ontology annotation, cellular component: chloroplast. The transcript is spliced from 12 exons.
UAAUUGAUCCAACUCCAAUUCCUUCCCCCUCCUCUCUUUCGUAUACAGACAGCUGCUGCACUUAGCUUGCCAAAGACGAAUCAUAAACCUUCAGAAGCCACAAGCGGAGAGAGUGAGGGAGAGGAAGAUCAGAGAUCAUGGAGAGCCUGUGCCAGCUUCCUGCCGCUCCCAACACCCUCGCCUUGUCGAGGGGCCUGGCCAAUGGCCGCCGGAACUUGGCCCUGCAGGCGAGGAUGAACAAUGGCAGCGCAGGCUUCAGCCACGGAAAAAAGACGGUUUCCAUCCAGUCACGGAGCAAGAGGUGUGCCGGAAUCGCUCUCAAAGCAACGCAAUCUCCACAAGUCGAGCUCACAAAAGAAGCCCAGUUGCCAACCCUCCCGGCGAAGGUUGAGGAGAAGAACGAGAGGUGGGAGACGCUGGUUAAGGAAAUCAAAGAGAUCUUCCGGUCGAUGAACGACGGCGAGACGAACGCUUCGGCUUAUGACACUGCGUGGGUGGCUAGGAUUCCGUCCACGGAGGAACCGAGCAGGCCUCACUUCCCGCAGACUGUUGAUUGGAUUCUCAAGAACCAGUUGGAAGAUGGCUCUUGGGGAGAGCCCACUUACUACCUCGUCUUCGAUCGAUUGAUUUGCACUCUGUCAUGCGUCCUUGCACUCAAAACCUGGAACGUUGCAGAAGACCAGAUAGAGAAAGGUCUAGAUUACUUGAGGAAUCAUGUGGAUGAAAUAGAGACCGCGAGCGAGAGUCUGAUAACUAGCGGAUUCGAGGUUGCAUUUCCUUCCAUGUUGAACGAAGCCAAGACUCUGGGCAUCGAUCUUCCAUAUGAUCGUCCGUCCAUUCAAAAAAUUGUCCAAUUUAGGGAAAAGAAAAUGAGCAGAAUCCCAGUGCAAGUGAUGCAUUCAGUGCACACGACGCUGCUAUACACGUUGGAAGCCUUACAGGAAGUCGUGCAAUGGGACAAAAUUCUCAAGCUUCAAUCUGCAGAUGGGAGCUUCCUCAGCUCUGCUUCUUCCACGGCCGCAGUCUACAUGAAGACUGGUGACAAGAAAUGCCUUGAGUUCUUGCAAUCUGUACUAGACAGAUUUGGAGACAAUUUGCCCUGCCAAUACCCAAUCGACCUUUUCGAACGCAUCUGGGCCGUCGAUACGAUCGCGAGACUUGGGAUCGACCAUCUCUUCAAGAAAGAGAUCAUAGAGACGCUUGAUUACGUUUACAAAUAUGCUGGGAAACAAGGCGUUUCUUGGGGCAGAGACAACACCGUUCCUGAUGUUGACGAUACGUGCAUGGCCCUCCGUCUGAUGAGGUUAUAUGGCUACCCUGUCUCCUCAGAUCUGAUCGAGUUCUUCAGAGACGACGAUGGCAAUUUCAUAUGCUUCCCAGGCCAAACGCAUCGUGGAGUAUCAGACAUGUACAACUUGUACCGCUUCUCUCAGGUUGCCUUCCCCGGCGAGAAAAUUCUGAAGGAAGCCGAGUCCUUUGUGGAGACAUACUUGAAGGAUUGCGUGAAGAACAACAACGUCGACGACAAGUGGUCCUGCAAGAAGGCACUGGGCAAAGAGGUUGCUCGUGGCUUGGAGUACCCGUGGAGGAGGAGCUUCCCCAGACUUGAUGCCAGGGAAUACCUUGAGCAUUAUGGAGACAGCGAUGUUUGGCUCGCCAAGACCAUCUACCUGAUAUACAAUGUGACAAAUCCGAAGUACCUACAACUUGCCAAGUUGGAGUUCAACAGGCUGCAAGCAAUAUACAAGAAGGAGACGGAUUCCAUUGCAGAUUGGUGGAAUAGCUAUGGACUAGAAGCUGCCUCUCUGUCCCCCGAGCAGCUUCACUUCGCUAUCGCUUCUACACUCUCUGAGCCAGAGUUUGCUACGAGCAGAAUAGCCUACACCAAGUUCAAUUCCAUUGAAAAUGUUCUCGUAGAUCUGUUUUACAAACAUGAAUCCACUGAGGACUUGAAGUUGCUGUGCCAAGCAGUUGAAGAGUGGAAUCCCUCGCUGGCUCUUUCACUUCCAGCUCAAUUGAAAACAACAUUGAAUGUUUUGUAUGAGACUCUGAAUGAAUUAGCAGGGGAAGCCAGUAAAGUCCAAGGGAAGGAUGUGUUCCCCUACUUCCAUGAACUCAGGAAGAAACAGAUGGAGGUGUACAUGAAACUUAGGGAGACUAAAUUAGGAGGACAAAGCGUGGAGCACUCAUUGAAGGAGUACAUCGACCUUGGCAAGAGCGAAUUGGGCGUGGCCGUCAGAUUACUGCCUUCCGUGUUUCUGAUGGGAGAGCGUCUCAAGGAUUUGGAUCUGCUUUGCUUGAACGAGAAAUCCAGACUCCAGGAUCAACUCUCCGAGUUCUUGAGACUGUACAUCGAUGUCCAAAUGCACAACAACUCGCUGGUGCCAGAUGGGAACAACGCUGUGGCCUUGAGCAUGAAAGAGAGCAACUGCACGGCGGAGGAAGCGUUGGGCCACGUAGAGGCGAAGAUGGAUGCGGCGUUCGACGAGCUGGUGCACGAGAGUCUAAAGCCGAGCUUGGUGCCGCGUAGCUGCCGGAGGUUGAUGUUUGAGCACGCGAGGAUCACACAGUUCUUCCUGCACGACGACUUCACCUCGCCAGCGCAUAAGCAGAAGAUCGCUGAAGCCAUGCAACGCUUCUACACGCCUGUUCCGAUCGGUAGUGCAUGAACGGAGCAGCAGGGGAGUACCUUUUUUUUUUUUAUCAAAAAAAUUGUGGAAAUAAACUUAACGCUUUAUGAGAUCGAGGCACGCAGAUCGAAGCCCGAUAAUAAUUUUAAAUUUUGUGUUAAUUCUUUUAAGGACGAUAUAAUGCUACAAUGAAUGAAAGUCUUUACGUGUUAAUUAUUA